Molecule: messenger RNA, 6009 nt
Organism: Ahaetulla prasina
Lineage: Eukaryota; Metazoa; Chordata; Lepidosauria; Squamata; Colubridae
Exons: 1
Coding region: 3668-4906 (412 amino acids)
Biological process (GO): DNA recombination; DNA integration
Molecular function (GO): DNA binding
Source: RefSeq, a predicted model, not a curated record
CAGGGAGGGGGAGGGGGAGGGAGGGAGGGAGAGAGAGAGGGAGAGAGAUUUUACAACACAAAGAUAGUCAAAUGGAACCUUGGAUUUGGUCUGUACAAGCGUGGGCGGUAGCAGCAUGGCAGAGAGAGCCUCAUCCCCGACCAUGAGCCAGUCUGACCCUCCCAGACUUCAUAGAGCUGAGAAUUGUAGCCCCAGGCAUACCAGGGCUUCUACCAAAGGGGCGUCUCAAAAAGAAAGUUCCAGAAGGCAUUUGUCUAAGAGGGCUUCUGUUGUCUUGGAUAGAGAUGCCAAAAGGCGCCACAUGGCUCUAGAAAAACAAUUUUCCAAAGGCCAGGUGCAGGAGCCCAGAGAGCCCACUGUUUCUUUUGCAGCAGAUGUAUUUUCUGCAUCAUUGCAACCUGAUUUGUCUCAACUCAAAUCAGUGAGAUGCAGCAAAGGGAGUGGUCACCAGAGGGAGCUGAUGAGCUUCCAUCUGUUUUUGCAACAGGGCAGCAGGAGGAUUUUCUGCUCUUAGCUGCAGCUACUACUAGUGCGCACUCUAGACCUUCUUCUUCUAGGCCUCCGUGCCAGAAGCUACAUUUACUCCUACUGCAGGGGGCUCCACCCAGAGGAGGCCCAGGGAUCUGGGCUAUCUAUGGAUAUGAGGAACUUAAUUGCUGAAGCCAUUUUACAAGGCAUAGCGGCAGGUUUACAGCAGAGAUGCCAUUCUCAGCCUCCUCUGCCCAGCCUGCAGUUCCAGCUUUCAACAAGUAUGCCUCUGCUAUUUGUUCCAUCUUCUCCACAGCAAUCUAUGCAUAGUGCAGAUUCCUUGAUGGGAGAGGAAGAUCAGGAAUUCUCUGAUGAUGAGGGCAUGACUCCUGAGAGACCUUCUUUCUCAGGUCUGUUUUGUUCUUUAUUAAAGUCUUUGCUUUUAAGGCUAAGACAACUACUAACAUGGGAGCCAUGAAACCAUCUCUGGGCCAAUCCCAGGCUCCUCCAGACCCUCAUGAGGGUUUAUUUUCAGAGCGCAUUCCAGAACAGGAAGUCAUUCCUUUGCCCAAAUUAUUUUUGGAUGUUAUUCAGAGUCAAUGGACCCAAUCUGGGGCAUUUGCAGCCCCUAGUGGGAAUGAAGAAAGCUUUAUUGCACUGGGCCGGAUCUGGAGUAGCUCCUCCAAUUACCAUCAGUGGAUGCUCCAGUGGCAACACUGACAUCUUCAGCCAUCCUUCCUGCUGACAUUGCAGGAAGGAUGAAAGCGGAGGACAAAAAGGCAGAGAUCACUUUUCGCAAGAUGCAUCAGGCUACUGCUUGGGCGAUCAGGUCAGCUACUGCAGCCUCCUUCUUUAAUAGAGCCUCUUUAAUUUGGCUACAUCAGAUGCAGGCGAGGCUGCCUCCUGACGAGACCAGGCUGCAUCAGGAUCUGAACAAACUUAUGGCGGCCACAAAGUUUUCAGCGGAUGCAACUUUGAACACUGCGAAAUUUGCAUCCAGGGCAGGCUGAUAUGCAUUUGAAAUGGAGAUUGGCUUCAGCUCCCUACAAGGAUACUGACUUGUUUGGAGAAGCAUUGGACUCCAUCUUAAUUGAGAGCAAGGACAAAAAGAAAACCAUGCCUUCCAUGCAAAGGCGGGCGGACCAUAGACCCUCGUCUUAUUAUCAGAGACAGCCGUUUCGACUGGUGGAAUCUAGGGCCAAUGUCUUGCAGUUUCAAUGGCCAUUUUAUCAGGGACACAAGCAAUUCCCGGAUAGGUCUUCCUAUCGUGACAGAGGGAAAUGUCAAGCUCCUGCCAAGUGGCCCUUUUGAGGGUCUGGCUGUUGAGGCAAAUGACUACAGCACCUCAUCCCCUAUUGGUGGCCGACUACAACAAUUUGCCAGCCAAUGGGAAAGGACCACAACAGAAGCGUGAGUCCUAAAGACAGUGCGACUGGGCCUCGCAAUGGAGUUCCUCUCCAACCUCCCGAACAGAUUUAUUCAUUGUCCAGUUCCAGUAAAAAUCAAAAAAAGGAGACUGAUGGAAGCUGAGAUCCAUCAUCUAUUGGAGAUCAACACCAUCAAGCCGGUUCCAGCAGGCCAGGAGGGACGAGGAUUUUACUCAAUCCUCUUCUUGGUAACGAAAAGUUCGGGGGAGCUGUUUGGGAAUUCUGGAGUUAAAAAUACUCAACACCCAUGUGGUAUACUGCUGCUUUAAGAUGUAGUCCUUACAAUCCAUCUGGGCUGCAUCAGGACAGGUGACAUAUUAACAUCAAUAACCUCUGUUAUUGGGCCUCUGUGGCUCAGACUGUUAAUACAGUCUGUUAUUAACAGCAGCUGCCUGCAAUUACUGCAGGUUCUAGUCCCACCAGGCCCAAAGUUGACUCAGCCUUCCAUCCUUUAUAAGGUAGGUAAAAUGAGGACCCAGAUUGUUGGGGGCAAUAAGUUGACUUUGUAUAUAAAUAUACAAAUAGAAUGAAGACUAUUGCUAACAUAGUGUAAGCCGCCCUGAGUCUUUGGAGAAGGGCGGGAUAUAAAUGUAAAUUAAAAAAAAACAAAACCUCAAGGAGGCCUUCAUGUGCCUAUAUGGCCUUCAUAUCACAAGUUCCUGAGGUUUUCGUAUGCAGGGUGCCACUUUCAAUACCGAGCCCUGCCAUUUGGUCUGUCGUCUGCCCCCAGGACGGUCACCAAGAUAUUGGCAGCGGUGACAGCAAAUAUCAGGGCAAUCCCUAUAAGAUUGCAGUGUUACCUGGAUGACAUUUUGAUCCAAUCAUGCUCACCUCUGUUGACGGAACAGAAUCUGCACACCGUAAUACGAAUGCUUCAAGACCAUGGAUUCACAGUCAAUUUCGAAAAGAGUCAUCUGAUUCCCACCACUUGCGUGUUACAUCUGGGGGCGGUGAUCGAUUCCACAUCUUGCCAUGUAUAUCUUUCUCCAGACCAUCAGAAAAGUAUACGGUCAUUAGUAAUGAAGAUCCGGGCUCUACGGGUGGUACCUCUGGAUCUCCUCUCACAGUUCCUGGGGAGGCUCAUAUCUUGCAUAGCAAUCGUGCCUUGGGCACGGCUACAAACUAGGACACUACAAUGGUUUCUGCUGCCCCAUCAGAGACCGGCACCAGCAACUCAAAGACAAAGGUAAAAGUUCCACAAGGGUCCUAGGGUCCCUCCUCUGGUGAACCUCUCAAGCCAUAAGGCAGGGUUGAGCCUUCAAGGAGUCCCAACGCUUCACGAUCACAUCAGAUGUGAGUCUCUUUGGUUGGGGUGCCCACCUCCCAUCCCAGGUGGUCCAGGGAAGGUGGACUCACAGAUCUGAACAAUAUCAAUUGGCUCGAACUAAGGCUGGUCCAUCUUGCCCUUUGUCAUUUCAAAGAAGCAGUGACAUGACAGCAUGUCCUCAUAUUGACAGCCAAUAUGGCCAUCAAGGCUCACAUAAAUUGGGAAGGGUGCACUCAGUCCAAAUCCCUCAUGGCAGAGGUGGAGAAGCUGGGCUCUGGGUGGAGAAACAUAAGAGCAGAGUAUAUAUUGGGGAUGGCGAACGCACAAGUGGAUUGGUUGAGCAGGAAGACGUUAGAUCACGCAGAGUGGUGCCUGCAUCUGGAGCUCUUCAAAAAACUGUGCAGGAGAUUCUGUCACCCGAUAGUAGACCUAUUUGCUUAUCCAUCAAACGCCCAGUUGCCAAGGUUUUUCUCCCGGUUCCCAGCACUGGGAGUAGAAGGGGUCAAUGCCCUCUGCAGUCCCUGGCCUCAGGGCCUGCUCUAUGUCUUUCCUCCAAUUCCCCUCAUUCCGAGGGUCAUCAGAAAGGUAUUGGAGGAGAGGGCAGAGUCCUCCUUCUGGCCCCGCAUUGGCCCAGGCGUCCCUGGUUUGUGGACUUGGUCAACCUCUCAGUGUCUCGCCCCUGGAGGAUUCCCAGGGACAAGAUCUUCCUCAGCCAGGGGGCUGUGGUCCAUCCAGAGCCUCAUUGGCUCCAGCUGACCAUCUGGCACUUGAAAGGAGCCUCCUGAGGAGAGACAAGCUUUCUGGAAAGGUAAUUCAGACCACCCAGGCUUCCAGACGGCCUUCGACUAAUCGAAUCUACGACGCCAAUUGGUCAGCUUUUUGCCAAUGGUGUUCCUUGGGACACAUUGACCCUCUAGGAGCUUCGAUUCCGGAGGUACUGGACUUUCUACAAACAGGAUUGGACAGGGGGCUGUCUCCCAACACUCAUAGGAGACAGGUAGCAGCCUUAGCCACAGUGUUAACCUGUGAGAACCAAAAACCUGUCAAGCAUCAUCCCAGAAUACGCAGUUUUCUUAAAGGGGCCACCAAUUUGAGGCCUCCAGUGGUUCAUCGUUAUCCCACUUGGAAUCUUGCCUUGGUGCUUCAGGCUCUUACUUCGGCACCAUUUGAGCCACUGAAGACCUCUAGCCUCAGGUAUUUGACCUUUAAGGUCAUGUUCUUCAUGGCAAUAACAUCUGCCAGGAGGAUCUCUGAAUUGGCAGCAUUAUCAGUGCAUGAGGAUCUGUGUAUUUUUCAUACAGACAGAAUGGUUCUCUGUUUGGAUCCAUCCUUUCUGCCUAAGGUGAACUUCUGGUUUCACAGGGCCCAGGGGAUCAUUUUACCCAAUUUCUGCCCAGGGCCCCAUCAUCCCAUAGAGGAACGAUGGCAUACAUUGGACGUCAGGAGGGCUCUCCGCAGAUAUAUCAAACGGACUGCUUCCUUUCAGAGGUCAGAAUCUCUUUUCGUCUCCUUUCAGCCUUCAGCCAUGGGCAGGAAGGUGAUGUCUUUCACUAUAGGCCUCUGGUUGAAAGCCUGUAUAGCUAAGGCUUAUGAGAUACAGGCUUGUCCCGUUCCAAGAUGGAUUAUAGCUCAUUCCACUAGGAGUGUGGCUACUACUGUAGCGUGGCCAACACAAGCUCCCACUGAAGACAUUUGCAGAGCUGCGGACUUGGUCAUCUCUGUCGCCAUUUAUCAGACAUUAUAAACUGGACGUGUAUGCCUUGACUGAGGCGUCUUUUGGCCGCAGAGUUCUUCAGAGAGUCCAUUCCACUUUGGGGACCAGGGACCAGCCGGUCUCCCUCCCCUAGUUCUUAAGCUUGGGUAUAUCCCUUGCUUAGAUUCGCCAAGCAGUGCACUGGAGAAAGGACAUUGGUCUUACCUGACAUGUCUCUUCUCUGUGCGCUGCAGGAGAAUCCAAGACCCACCCUGCCGACCAUCCGGGUCCAGAGGUUUCCAUCUUCUACAGCAGAGGUUCCCAAUCUUUUUCGCCCGCGGCUCCCCCGGAAAUCCGACCUGCAACUGCGCAUGCGCACCAGACGCGCCCGCGGCUCCCCCGGAAAUCCGACCUGCAACUGCGCAUGCGCACCAGACGCCCCAGAAAUGGCGCAUCAGCGCCGGACCCAGCGGGCGCAGAUAUUCCGCGGCGCCCCCAUGACGAUAGCGCGGCUCCCUGGGGAGCCGCGGCUCACAGUUUGGGAAUCACUGUUCUACAGGUCCAUGUACAUCGCACAGCCAUGCCUUUGUCAAAAAACUGGAGCUCAGCCAGAUAAAGGGAAGUGUGGCCAAGAAAAUUCUAGCAAUUCAGUCUCUGGCAAUAGGAUUGAAGUUAACCCUUGCUUGGAUUCUCUCGCAGCGCACUGAGAAGAGACGUUUUCAGGUAAGACCAGCGUCCUAUUUCCUCAUCACUGAAAGCCACAGAAAUGCCAGGAAGGAGAUCUUCCUUCCUUCUUUCCAAGAAAGAUGAAGGAGACAUUGUGGUUAGCAAUGAAGAAUGAAGGACCUGCUGUGUGUGUAGUAUUGUGCAUCCAUUAUAUGCGGCUGAAGAAGCCUACUGGCCUGCUCAUAUUCCUUUGUUUAUGAUAGAUGAGCUCAGAUUUUGAGUAUUGUAUUAUCAAGGUUAUCAAGGUUAUCACCAUAAUUUUUCACCUGCUUUUAUUUCUUAGAUAUGAUAUUGCAUUAUUUAAAAUUAUUUAUAUUAUAAAAUGUUUUUGAAAAAUUUGAAAGGGUUUUUUUGGAUAUUCAUAUCUAUUUAUUUUGCAUAAUUUUUAACUUUUCCUUCAAUUUUUCUCUAGUGAAUUGCCCUUUAUA